Rhipicephalus sanguineus (brown dog tick) is the source of this 2288-nucleotide messenger RNA. RefSeq names its product galactosylgalactosylxylosylprotein 3-beta-glucuronosyltransferase S-like. The transcript is spliced from 7 exons. Gene Ontology annotation, biological process: carbohydrate metabolic process; chondroitin sulfate proteoglycan biosynthetic process. The coding region runs from base 309 to 1256 and encodes 315 amino acids. Gene Ontology annotation, cellular component: Golgi membrane. The record is from RefSeq and is a predicted model, not a curated record. NCBI's taxonomy places the organism in Eukaryota, Metazoa, Arthropoda, Arachnida, Ixodida, Ixodidae. Gene Ontology annotation, molecular function: galactosylgalactosylxylosylprotein 3-beta-glucuronosyltransferase activity.
UCCAAGCAGUGCAUACUAUGUUAUGUGAGCAUGCCAAGGGUUACAAUCGGAACGCUCCCGUCACCUCCUGAAAGCCGGUUUUCGCUGCAGUGACACGACCAGCAAUUGCCGCUGGAUGCAUGAUAAUAGAUUGAGCAAGACGCUGCUUCAUUUCAUACAUCUAUAUUGGUGUUCUACUCGUCACGUGCAAAAUGGGAAGAAAAGGCCCUACCAUAUUUUGAAAAUAGACGAUAUUCAUCAUGAUAUAUUGAGCUCACCAGCUUCUCAACCACACCUAAUGGUGACUACAUCCACUGGACGGCUCUGUCAUGGCGCCACCACUGCGAGGAAGAAUUCUACUCCUCAUUGUUGCCACCAUGUGCGCAACAAUCCUUUUCUUAUGCGGCUUUCAAAUUCGGCCAUUCGGUGGCCGACGAGUGACUAGAGGCGAUGCGUCGGCGGGAUGCCUCCAGUGGAUGCCGGUCCCGUCUCCAGAGACGUUCACCGAAACCGAGGCCCCUGCUGUACCGACAGUGUACGUGGUCACGCCCACAUACCGGAGGCCGACCCAGAUGCCUGACCUGGUACGCGUUGCGCAGGCUCUCAUGCUCGCCACGGGAGUAUUCUGGGUUCUCGUCGAAGACUCCACCCGACCCACAGAGGCAGUCUCCCGUCUGCUUCGCGACUGCAGCAUCCCGCAUGUCCACCUUCUGGGACCCUGCCCACAGGAGCUGAGAACACGGGCCAAGGGUCGGGGGGUGUCGGCACGCCGUACGGCUCUUGCCUGGUUGCAGGCGAACGCCACGUUACCUGGAGUCCUGUACUUUGCCGACGAUGAUAACACCUACGACUAUCGGUUAUUCGACGAGAUCCGAUGGACACAGGCUGUGAGCGUGUUCCCGGUGGGAUCCAUGAAGAUCACCGGCUUCAGCAGUCCCGUGGUGGUGGACGGCAGCGUGGUGGGUUUCCACGACCCAUACCUCCACAAGCGACGCUUUGCCGUCGACAUGGCCGGCUUCGCCGUCAACCUGCGUCUGCUGAUCAACAACACAAACAUCUCGAUGCCCCACAUGGAAGGUCGCCAGGAAACCGAAUUCCUCGAAAGCCUGAACGUAUCGCUUUCGGACCUCGAGCCGCUGUGCGAGAACGCCACAAAGGUUCUCGUCUGGCACACGCAGUCGAAGCCGUCUGCGUUCCCGACAGCAGCAAAAAUUAACAGGAAAUAUCUGUCGCUAAAGACAAAUCUCAACGCCCUGAUACGCUACAUAAACUAUUAGCGAUCGAAAUAACUUUUGGGUGACGUCUUCGGAAGCUCGCGGAAUCCAAAGUGCGUUUCGCUGUUCUCUUGUACUCGACCUGUUCGUGGUAUUGAGACGAAUAUGGAGCAGAUUUCAUCGCCGAUUUCCGCGUCUGGCGAACUCUUCAAGGAAGGCCGAUGGGAUGUUGCUCGAGUUCCACGUGACUCAACGUGAUUCAACUGCUGAAAACAAGAGCGCCAAGAGAAACUGGUGGAUGUGUGGAUCAUGCGUGAACGUCGUGUGAUUUAACAGGGAUAACUGUGGCCGGUGCAACACGUCGUGGUCUCAUCAGCUGUCGAAGUAGUUUAGAAAUCGUUUCACUGCUCAUAUUGUUCUCCUUAUUCACAAGCCCCUGAUACUCCGUAAUACAUAUUAGCACUGCCUUCAUAUAUAUAGCUGAGAAGGCUCGUAUCUUCUGUGAAGACUGCAUUUUGCCUCUGUUUCACUUAUCGUGAUCUUAGUGAGCAUCUGCUAUGUGGUAAUUAUGUGGGUGAUGAUCAUUAAAAUGCUAGCAUUUCGUUGGUAUCAAUGUACAUCGUCAUAAUGAAGAUCCAGCAUUUUUCCCAUGAAACUUAGCCCUAUCGCUUCACAAGCGACAAUUGUUUCUUGUAGCGAGAACACGAAGCAAGCGUUAGCAGGCUACAGUGUGGAGUAGGGACUUAAACAUAGCUUAUUCUGUGUUGGUGCUCCGUGUUUGAGUGUAUGUUCUUACUUAUAUGUGUGCCUACUAGCGCCCUAAAGCAACCUUUAGUAAAACCGCAUCAACUUGUCCAAGAAGGGGCUUUGCAAACAUAGUUUAUUCUCACCGUGAGUUUGCUAGAUUAAGAGAGAAUGUCUCGUGUGCAUUCAAGAAUUCCUAAGUACUCUUCUUUUACGAUUUCGAGCGCAUUUCCCGGCCAGUAAUUGAAAGACAUAUAAGAACAGAGCUCACUUUAAAGAUCAUGAAUAAUUCGAGUCGUGUCCUCUGUACGAACAUGUCAUUAUAGCUGCUUAAUACAAUAAAAGUGUGAU